Molecule: messenger RNA, 1903 nt
Organism: Canis lupus familiaris (dog)
Lineage: Eukaryota; Metazoa; Chordata; Mammalia; Carnivora; Canidae
Gene: RAB17
Product: RAB17, member RAS oncogene family
Exons: 7
Coding region: 601-1626 (341 amino acids)
Cellular component (GO): endosome
Molecular function (GO): GTP binding; GTPase activity
Source: RefSeq, a predicted model, not a curated record
CCUGGCGGAGUCCUGCACGGACAUGGGCAAAGGGGCACCUACUGUGUGCAGUGUGCCCAAGGGAGAGAAGAUGGGGAGGGAGACCCGCUUCCUGUCCUCGUGGGGCUCAAGGCGGCAAAAGGAGCCACAGGCUGAGUCAAGUCCGGAACCGGCCUUCUCCCACGGAGCCUCUCCCUGGCCGGCCAGGAAGGAACCCCUGCCUCGGGCCCGGGGCUCUCAGCCAAGAACUCAGGAGGGUAGAGGGAAAAUUAUUGUUUCUCCCCUACAACCGUCUCUGUGGCCUCUUAGGAGACACCAGUCCUGUCACUCGGAGAAGGGGGCCCUGGACCCUUGCUCAGCACUGACCUUAGCUACCGACCAGAGCUGCUGGCUGUCCUGAUAGGGCAGAGAUGAGCCACCGUUCCCAAGAGGAAGGAGGGCCUCUGGCCUUGUGAGGCCAGUGGGAGUGGGAAGGGUAGGGACUGGGCUGGGGGAAGGGCCUUGGCUGAUCCUGCAAAGGAGGGCCACCCUCCAGAGCAGGCCCAGAGAAGGGGACAAGGCUGAGUCGGUACCUGAGAGAGGAGAGCGAAGAAGAGACCACAGGCCACACACCCACAGGGCAUGGCGCAGGCGGAAGGGGUCCCCUGCCCUGGGGCUGCCCCGGGCCAGCCCUGCGUGUUCAAGCUGGUGCUCUUGGGGAGCGGCUCCGUGGGCAAGUCCAGCUUGGCUCUCCGGUACGUGAAGAAUGACUUCAAGAGCAUCCUGCCCACCGUGGGAUGUGCGUUCUUCACAAAGGUGGUGGAGCUGGGUGCCGUGUCUCUGAAGUUUGAGAUCUGGGACACGGCCGGCCAGGAGAAGUACCACAGCAUCUGCCACCUGUACUUCCGGGGCGCCAACGCCGCGCUCUUGGUAUACGACAUCACCAGGAAGGAUUCCUUCUGCAAGGCCCAGCAGUGGCUGCAGGACCUCGAGCGGCAGGUCCCCGCCGGGGAGGUGGUGGUGAUGCUGGUCGGGAACAAGACGGAUCUCGGCGAGCAGCGGGAGGUGACCUUCCAGGAAGGGAAAGAGUUUGCAGAGAGCAAGAGGCUGCUGUUCAUGGAGGCCUCCGCCAAGCUAAACCACCAGGUGACCGAGGUCUUCAGCGCUCUAGCCCGGGAACUGCUGCGGAGAGAAGAGGGGAAGCAGGGCCGGCCGCAGAGGGGGGAGGCCGGUGCUGGCUCGGAGCAGGGUGCCCGUGGGGCCGGCCAGGUGCUGCGCCCAGUAGCAGGAGCCGGGCUGCCCGGGGCAUGCAGAGGACACCCCCGGGGAGCCCCUGCCACCGUCCCCGGCUCCGAGAGGUCCUGGAAGCUGGCAUCCCGGAGCGUCCCCACUCCCGAGGCCGGAGGGAAUCACUCAGGAGCGGAUCCGCGCCGAAGGCCGUCUAGGGGCGAUGGAGGGAACCGUCACCUUUUAGCGUUCGUCCGCCCUGCUCCUUGGCGCCCGGGGAAGCUGUACUUUCAAGGUCAAAAUGACCCGGCAAAACUUUUCAAAGCAGGGCCACAAUUUCUGCCCCGAGCCCACGGUGUACACUGGCCUCAUUUAAAAAAUAAUAAUAAAUUAAAAAAUAUAUAUAUAUAUAAUACCCAACAAGGAGCAUUCCCCGUAUAAAGAUAAGAAAAAAAACCACACCUCCCUAGUUCCUAUAAAGAUGAAAGUCACAGAACCUCACACACACUGGAAACGUAAGAUAAACACCUGCACCUUUCAGGAAUGUCCUUUGUCUCAACGGUUUGUGCGUAGCUCCUUAUGUAGGAGACCUAGGUGACCCUGCGCCGGAUGUUCCAUCCCGGGAGCACGCUUUGCUUUGCGGAGCUGGAGUGUUCGGGGCAGCUGUCCCCACUCGGGCUCCAAUAAAUGUCUUUUUUUUUUCCUCUUUAACAAUUUA